AUGGAGUCAUCUGAGCACCUUGAUCGCGAUAUUCUCCCGGGCUUUUUCAAGCCUCUUCAAUAUGACAUUUCACUUUUCAAUCUGGAAUUUGGUGGAGAUUUUAACUAUGAGGGAAUCGUCCGCAUCGUCUCCCGGGUUGAAAAGAAAACGAGGGAACUUACCUUGAAUGCUUACCAACUUACUCUCUGCAGUGCAGAGAUCUUCCCUGACCCAGCGAGUUCAUCAAAAUUCUUAGUGCCUCAAAAAAUUUCAUAUGAUGUACCUAGUCAAAGGGUCAAGAUUAUUUACGAGGAAGAAAUACCCGUUUCAGCAGAAGCGGUCAUCAUCAUCAAAUUCCAAGGCACCAUCAAUUAUUGCAUGACUGGCUUUUAUCGGUCGAAAUAUAAGCCAGUAACUAUACCAGCUGCAUCGCUACCUCGAGAUGGUGACUACACAUUCAUGUUUUCAACUCAAUUUGAAAGUUGUGAUGCGCGUCGGGCUUUUCCUUGCUUUGAUGAGCCUAAUCUCAAGGCAACCUUUGAUCUACAACUUGAAAUACCAGAAGAUCUGGUGGCUCUUAGCAAUAUGCCUGUAAAAUACGUUUGCAAAGUUAAACAGGGGCUUCAGACUGUGACUUUCGAAACAACUCCCAUCAUGAGCACAUACCUUCUUGCAUGGGCCAUUGGAGACUUCGAAUAUAUUGAAGCCUUUACAAAGCGAAAAUAUGAGAAUAAGUUGCUUCCAGUGCGAAUUUAUACCACACGUGGUAUAAAAUACCAGGGUCAAUUCGCUCUUGAACACGCCCCUCAGAUUGUGGACUAUUUUUCGGAAAUUUUUGGCAUCGACUAUCCUUUACCAAAGUGUGAUUUACUUGCCGUUCAUGAAUUUGUGAGAAUCUUUCCGUUAUUACUUUACCAAAAUUUACCCCAGAAUGUGGCUCGAAUAGCCAAUAGAAACUGUUUUAGACUAGGCAGAAAGUAUAUCAUUGAUUUUGACAACAGGAGUGCUGACUAUGCCCUUAUUUAUAUGGAAAACUGGGGCUUGAUUACGUACAGAACGACAGCUUUGCUUUUCGAUGACCAAGUUUCGGAUGUCAGAUACAAAAAAAGGAUUGCUUAUGUUGUGGCACAUGAACUAGCACAUCACUGGUUCGGAAACCUCGUAACAAUGGACUGGUGGAAUGAGCUAUGGCUAAAUGAAGGCUUUGCAACUUGGGUAGGUUGGUUAGCUACUGACUAUUUACAUCCAGAAUGGGAUGUCUGGCCUCAAUUUGUGGCAGAGGGUAUGCAAACUGCAUUCACACUCGACUCACUAAGGAGUUCCCAUCCAAUUGAGGUUCCUGUAAAAGAUGCUCUAGACGUUGAUCAAAUUUUCGACUCCAUCAGCUAUCUCAAAGGUAGCUCAGUCAUUCGUAUGCUGGCCACUUAUCUCGGUCAAGAUAUUUUCUUGGAAGGUAUUAGUAUUUAUCUCAAAGCUCAUGCAUAUGGAAAUGCAAAGACAGCAGACUUGUGGCGUUCUCUGAGCCAAAUAUCGGGCAAACAAAUUUCGCGCAUGAUGGAUUUCUGGAUAAAACGCAUCGGGUUUCCUAUCCUUUCUAUUGUCGAAAAGCCUGGUCAAAUCAUCGUAAGGCAAAAUCGCUAUCUUUCUAUAGGUAAUCUACUCCCUGAAGAAAACAAUACGCUAUGGUGGGUGCCUUUGGGUCUUGAAUCCAAGGAUUGUACCACGGUAAUCCUGACCACCAAAGAGGCAACGUUUGAUGGGAUCGAUGAUACGUUCUACCAUAUCAACCAAAAUACCGCUGCCUUUUUUAGAACGAUUUACCCACCUUCAAGACUCAUCAAACUCGUAUCCAUUUUACUCAUAACUAGAAUUUUUCUCAUUGUAACUAUAGGUAUGGUUGGCGAUGCUGGCGCCCUUGCGUUCUCUGGUGAAGCCUCAACGUCAGGCCUUUUGACCUUUAUUGAGGGAUUUCAGUCUGAGUCAAGUUUCUUUUUGUGGUCACAGAUCCUUGAUUCACUCAGUAUAGUAAAAUUAGCCUUCCAUGUGAAUAAAUCUAUAUCCAAGGGUCUAAAAUUAUUCAUCUUGAAGCUAAUCUCUCCUGCCUUGGAAAAAGUUGGAUGGGAGCCCCUUCCAGAUGAAGACAUUUCAACCACUCAAUUACGUUCUUUACUUAUCCUAAAUGCUGGAUUAAAUGGCUUCUACCCUAUAAUACUCGAAGCAAAACGCCGGUUUGAGCUCUACAUGACCGGUAAAGAUAGGAAAGCUAUUCACCAAAAUCUUCGCUCUGCAAUCUUCGGAAUUGCCAUACGAAAGGGUGGAGUAGCUGAAUACCGAGCUCUCAAAAGUGAAUGGCGUACUACAGCUUCGGUCGACGGUAGAGAGAUCGCCUUAUGCGCCCUUGGACAGGCGCGAUAUCCAGAAUUACAUCAGGAUUACCUCGACUUUCUUUCUACCGAAGUAGCUACCCAAGAUGUUCACACGGGUGCGAAAGCCAUGGCUAUUAACUCGACGUCUCGCAUGGCUCUUUGGGAAUACAUUAAAGACCAUUUUGAUGAAAUUCGAGAAACUUUCGGCUACAAUAAUACUGUUCUAAGUAGAUUCUUACGGUUGAGUCUUGAUAAGUUUAACGAUCGAAAUACGGAAAAAGAUAUUCGAGCAUUUUUUGCGAAUAAAGACAAUAGAGGCUACGACCGAACAUUAGCAAUUAUUAGUGACACCAUUUUAGGGCGCGUUGCCUACCAAGAAAGGGAUAUGAGGCGAUUAAAGGAAUGGUUGAAGUUACAUGGACAUAUACUGGAUUGA
Molecule: messenger RNA, 2781 nt
Organism: Blumeria graminis f. sp. triticale
Lineage: Eukaryota; Fungi; Ascomycota; Leotiomycetes; Helotiales; Erysiphaceae
Source: the annotation of a GenBank genome assembly